AAAACGAGGGAGCUUUAUGAAGGGAUCCGUCUUGUAAAGCCAUUGGUCCUGGUCAUCAGCCUCUACCCAAUGCUUUCCGGAUGCUGCCGCUGAUCUAUUUGGGAAGUUGGCUGGCUGGCGAGGCACAGGCUCUCGUCAAAGGCUGGCUCCCACGGAAAUAUGCUCAGUGCAGCCGCGUGCCUGAAUGAAAACGCCGCCGCCGGGCGCUUCUUCUAGUUGGGCAAGAUGCAGCCGAGAACUCCGUUCGCCCUGUGCGUCCUGCUGUCCCAGGUGCUCCUGGAAACAUCUGCAGAUGGUCUGGACUGCACUCCUGGAUUCCAGCAGAAAGUGUUGCACAUCCAUCAGCCUCCUGAAUUCAUCCGGGACCAGCCGGUUCUAAACUUGACCUUCAGUGACUGCAAGGGCAACGAAAGGCUGCGCUACGAGGUCUCCAGCCCACACUUCAAGGUGAACAGUGAUGGCACCUUGGUCGCCCUCAGAAACAUAACGGCAGUGGGCAGGACCCUGUUCGUCCACGCGAGGACUCCCCAUGCGGAAGACAUGGCAGAGCUCGUGAUUGUUGGAGGGAAAGAUAUCCAGGGCUCCCUGCAGGAUAUAUUUAAAUUUGCAAGGACAUCUCCUGUCCCAAGGCAAAAGAGAUCCAUUGUGGUAUCUCCUAUCUUGAUCCCAGAGAACCAGAGACAGCCCUUCCCAAGAGAUGUCGGCAAGGUGGUCGAUAGUGACAGACCUGAAGGGUCCAAGUUCCGGCUCACUGGGAAGGGAAUGGAUCAAGAGCCUAAAGGAAUUUUCAGAAUCAAUGAGAACACAGGCAGCGUCUCUGUGACUCGGACCUUGGACAGAGAAACCAUCCCUACUUAUCAGCUGUUUGUGGAGACCACGGAUGUCAGUGGCAAGACUCUGGAGGGGCCAGUGUCCCUGGAAGUCAUCGUGAUUGAUCAGAAUGACAACAGGCCCAUCUUUCGGGAAGGGCCCUACAUCGGUCACGUGAUGGAAGGAUCACCCACAGACGUGUGGAGACACCUUCUGUCUUCAGUCAAAGGGCCAAAGGCAAGAUAUUUUAUCGCUCUAGAAAUUCGCAUUCCUGCUGUUAUGGAAAUCACCCCCAGGGAACCAUAGAACCCCUUGCUAUUC
Nannospalax galili (Upper Galilee mountains blind mole rat) is the source of this 1131-nucleotide messenger RNA. Its product is annotated as cadherin-13-like. Gene Ontology annotation, biological process: calcium-dependent cell-cell adhesion; cell-cell junction assembly; adherens junction organization. The record is from RefSeq and is a predicted model, not a curated record. Gene Ontology annotation, molecular function: cadherin binding; calcium ion binding. The transcript has 7 exons. Gene Ontology annotation, cellular component: plasma membrane; catenin complex; adherens junction. Bases 226 to 1116 code for a protein of 296 amino acids. NCBI's taxonomy places the organism in Eukaryota, Metazoa, Chordata, Mammalia, Rodentia, Spalacidae.